Messenger RNA from Antechinus flavipes (yellow-footed antechinus), 500 nucleotides. Its product is annotated as zinc finger protein 74-like. The transcript has 3 exons. NCBI's taxonomy places the organism in Eukaryota, Metazoa, Chordata, Mammalia, Dasyuromorphia, Dasyuridae. Gene Ontology annotation, biological process: regulation of DNA-templated transcription. The coding region runs from base 207 to 470 and encodes 87 amino acids. The record is from RefSeq and is a predicted model, not a curated record.
GGCUGGGCUCGGUGCUCCCUGGCUGUGCUCCCCGCUGUCCCGUCUGCACAGUACCAGGAGGGGUCAGGGCUGGGCUCGGUGCUCCCUGGCUGUGCUCCCCGCUGUCCCGGCUGCACGGUACCAGGACAGGUGGGCCCGGUCCCCACAGCUCAUUGCUCUUGUCUCCCCAGGUCUUCCUUGGAAGGUUCUGCCCGGCCAGCGAGGGGAUGGCCCCUGGGGUCCUGCGAGCUGUGGCCCUGGAGUCGGUGACCUUCAAGGACGUGGCCGUGGACUUCACCCCGGAGGAGUGGGGGCAGCUGGGCCCUUCUCAGAGGGAGCUGUACAGGGAGGUCAUGCUGGAGAACUACAGGAACCUGCUGUCCCUGGGGCUUCCGGUUCCCAGACCAGACGUGGUCUCCCAGCUGGAGCAAGGAGAUGGCCCGGGGACGCUGGAGAGAGAAGGGCCAGGAGGCUCCUGUCCAGGUGAGUGAGCCGAGAGCAGACCCGGGGCCGGGGGGGGG